AUGCUUAACUUAAUAAAGAAUUCAGGUCAUGGCAGUUUUAGCCUGGGUCCCAGCACUUUAGCGGUAUCUGACCCUGAAAACCUGUUUUUUGGCAGAAUACCGCCAUCCUUACUUCGAUCACAUUGGUUAAGAGGAGAGUAUCAGGCUUGUAAGCUGCCUAACCGACUUCUUGGGAAGUAUCUUCCUUACUUUCCGUCCGAAGUGCCAGCCCAUAGAGCUUUCACGCAAAUCAAUAGUGACUUACAUGCUGGAGCUGGUAUUCCCAUUAAGGGCUCAGCUGGUCUUGGUUUCACAAGCCCCAUAACGAACCAGGCCUCAGAGAUGCCCUACGUCCGUGUAAGUGUUCAGUCGAUUCGCUUUUCUCCAGACGGCUGCUGGCUGGCCGUAGGUCUGAAUGCGGUCUCAUCUUCCGCAGAUAUCACAAGCUCUCACCUCUCCUCUAGCCCUGCAGUUGCCUCAUUUGCCUCUACCACCACCUCCCCUCCUGACCGUGACGAGGAUAAUUCUCCCUUCAACAGACUAUCACCACCAAUUAGUUCAACCGCACAUGCCACAUCGCUUCGAGGCCAAAAGAUGGCGGAUCAACUGCAACAAAAAAUGCAACCAAAGGGAAACUCUCAAAAGCAUCUGGAAGAGAAUGAUGAACAUAAUCGGCGACUUCAGGGUCAGCCGACAGUGCCUGUUCCGAAAGCCCAGAGAGACAGGCUUGACUGCCCCGUAUUAAUUUAUCGGUAUCCCAUAGAUUCCAGCAUUUCCAGCAAGAAGCCAGUGCUCUAUCUGACUGGGCACACUCGUGUCGUCUACAACCUAGCCUGGUCUUUGUCGGCGACCCUUAAUUCAAGAGAAUCCGACUGUCUACAAGUCAACCAGAGGGUGCGGACGGUAGGGCUCAAGGAGACCAAGGUUUUAGCCUCAGCUUCGGCCGACGGGACGGCACGGAUCUGGUGGUUGAGGCGUCUGAGCGUCGGUGGCCCAGAGGACUUAGUCUCCUCUGACAAGGAGCUGGAGGAGGAAGAAGAACUGGGAUCGUGUGUAAGGAAGAAGCAAGCAACCCACGAAAAAGAUGAGAAUCUGAAAACUCUCGGUUUGUAUAAAUUUCCGAUUUUUUAA
Messenger RNA from Protopolystoma xenopodis, 1110 nucleotides. Lineage: Eukaryota; Metazoa; Platyhelminthes; Monogenea; Polystomatidea; Polystomatidae. The record is from the annotation of a GenBank genome assembly.